CCUCGGAGUAUUUCAAGGAGAGACCCAGUCUCCGAGCUCCGUCAGAAAUGGGGAACGUGCAGUCGGAGCCAUCCGCGGGCGGGGGCUCCCGAAAAGAGCAAGCCUCGGACCGCGACCCCGACUCCCGCCGGACGUCCCUGGUGGAGCCCGAGAUGACCUCCCAGGCCAUGCGCCUGACUCGUGGGCUGGGUGUCUGGUUCCCUGGCAGCACCACACCUCCGGGACUCAUGGUACCCCGGGAGCCCCAGGCCUCACCCUCGACCCUGCCCCUCACCUUAGAACGGCCCUCUCCAGUGAUGCCCCCUCCUGAAGAGGCGGCCGCGGUCUCUGCACCACCCCCGGCCCCCGCGGGGACUCUGCUGCCCGGCCCGUCUAAAUGGCAAAAGCCCGCGGGCACUCCAGUUCCCCGGAUCCGCGGCCUGCUGGGGACAAGCCAUCGCGGCCAGGGCGACCCUCCGAGCCUCCGCCCGCUGCCGCUGCCGCCGCCGCCGCCGCCCCCGCCCCCGCCGCCCCCGCCCCCGCCCCGGCAACUAUCCGUGAAGGAAACUGCCCCGAGGGCCCCAUCCCAAUUUCCGCCGCCCCUGGAGCCUUGGAAGCCGCCACCACCGUUACCUUCUGAACGGCAGCCGGCGGACCGCAGAAUCACUCCUGCUCUGGCCACACCCGCCUCAACCCCCACAGAAAGUCAGGCUGGGCCCCGCAACCAGGGCCAGACGGCCGGCAGGGCUCGCGGAGGGUCGCCUCCCCAGGCGGGCGAAGGCGAAAUGGCCCAGCCUGCGGAUUCCGAGUCUGGUCUGAGCCUGCUGUGUAAAAUCACCUUCAAGUCGGGGCCCUCUUUGGCCCCUCCGGCAGCCUCGAGUUCCUUAGCAGCCAAAGCUUCGCUGGGGGGCGGCGGCCUCUUUGCUGCCUCAGGUGCCAUCUCUUACGCCGAGGUCCUGAAGCAAGGGCCCCUGCCUCCUGGAGCUGCUCGCCCCUUGGGAGAGGUUUCUCCAGGGGCACAGGAAGCCGAGGGACGUGAUGGAGACGGCGAAGGGUACUCUGGUCCUCCCUCGGCGCCUGUGUCCCAAGCCCGGGCCCUACCACCGCCACCCUACACCACCGUCCCAGGCUCGAAGCCCAAAUUCGACUGGGUUAGCGCUCCCGACGGCACUGAACGCCACUUCCGCUUCAACGGGGCUGGCGGAGGCAUCGGGGCGCCGCGACGGCGUGCGACCGCACUCUCUGGGCCUUGGGGCUCCCCUCCGCCACCACCAGGGCAGAUGCACUCAGCUCCUGGGCCCCGGAGGCCCGCACCUGCCCUGCUGGCGCCGCCUAUGUUCAUCUUCCCGGCACCCACCAAUGGCGAGCCCAUGCGCCCGGGGCCUCCAGGCCUGCAGGAGUUACCACCUCUGCCACCGCCCACGCUGCCGCCCACGCCGCCGCCGCCCGCGCCACCGCCCACACCGCUGCCCACGCUGCAGCCACCAGCCCUCCAGCCAACGCCGCUGCCGGUGGCUCCCCCGCUCACCCCGGGCCUGGGCCAAGAGGAGUCAGCCCUGGCUCCCACCCCAGCCCCUGCUCUGCCCCCAGCCUUAGCCGCCGACCAGGCCCCGGCCCCGGCCCCAUCCCCGGCUCCAGCUCCCACCGUGGCUGAGCCCUCGCCGCCUGUGUCCGCGCCCGCACCCGCGGCCGCGGCCGCGCCCAUCAAGAUCCGCACGCGCAGGAACAAGGGUUCCCGUGCAGCCCGGGGCGCGACCCGUGAGGAUGGCUUGCAUGGAGAUGGUCCUCGCGAAGGAGCUACAGCUACCAUGCCUGACAGCAGCGGUGGAGGGGGUGGUGGCAGCGGGGCCUCUCAGACUGGGGCAGCUAACACCCGCGCUGCGCGCCACUGGCCGCCCUUCCAGGUGCUUAACUCCUGUCCCUGCAAGUGUUACUGCCGUCACCAGCCACGCCAUCGCCGCCUGCCACGCAACAUCUCUGCCUGGCUGAGUACAUCCACCAACCACCUAGGCGAGCCACCUUGGGUUGCCACCAUCAAGCUGGCCGGCUCUCUGGUGGCCGGGCUGGAGCACUACAACUUGCAGGCCACCCAUUCCAACUGAGUGUAGUCGGCUCAACACCCUCCACCUUCCCCUCCAUGCCAAUAAAAUAACCAAUCCAGAUGCCAGCAGCCUGUCAAUCACUCACCAAGGCAGUGGGUAGGGUGCAGCAGGGCAGGCUCGCCAUUAAAGCACAUCUUGGAAACAAUCGCGAGGCUGGACCAGAACAGCAGUAACUGUUCCAUUCACCCAGCACCCAGACUG
This is a messenger RNA of Nomascus leucogenys (northern white-cheeked gibbon), 2282 nucleotides long. RefSeq names its product gametogenetin (gene GGN). Lineage: Eukaryota; Metazoa; Chordata; Mammalia; Primates; Hylobatidae. Gene Ontology annotation, biological process: gamete generation; double-strand break repair. The record is from RefSeq and is a predicted model, not a curated record. Gene Ontology annotation, molecular function: ubiquitin protein ligase binding.